Molecule: messenger RNA, 1449 nt
Organism: Caenorhabditis briggsae
Lineage: Eukaryota; Metazoa; Nematoda; Chromadorea; Rhabditida; Rhabditidae
Exons: 12
Coding region: 1-1449 (482 amino acids)
Source: RefSeq, a predicted model, not a curated record
AUGUUCAAUUAUCCGUUUCCGCGACCGACGAUAGAGUAUCCAAACUACAAGUUUGAUAUGAGCAUUAACAUGGUUCUUCACUACAUUUGCCUAGGAAUAAUUUGCCCGUUAACAACUAUUCUAUCAACAUAUAUUGGAUAUCACUCAUUCAAAGUUGCUUAUAUGCUUCAUGUCCGAAAACUCGAGACAACUUUUGCAUGUUUUGCGAUGGGCGAGUUGAUUGGGAUGCAGUACGUUACAGCAAUCUUUGCGGUUUUUUACUGGACGUUUGGAUAUUUUACAAAGGAGGAUGAAGUUGGAACUUCCAAAGUCGUUUGCAUCUUCUAUUUGUACUCUUUCCAAUACAUACCAGGAUUUCUGUUUAAUCUUUCGAACUGUACUGUUGCAAUGAUGUUCCUAAUGUACUUCCGAAAAACUCAUCCGACUCUUCUGGGCAUGAAAUUGAAUAAUUUCAAUUUGAGAACAUGUUAUGUCGUUAUUGUCAACGGAGCACUUCUGGAUGUGCUCUUUAUUUUCUGCAUUUCCUGGAUUGCCAUGGCAAAGUCGGGAGACGAACUGAAAUAUCAGCAUAAAUGUUUUGUGUUGCUGAACCCAAUUUUUCACAAAAUUGUCAACCUGAUGAAAGGAGUAGAGUGGGAAACUCAAAUCUUCAGCCAUACAAUUCCAUACAUUCUGACAAUUCUUUACAUGGUGUUAGCAAUGUAUAAAAUUUUACAACACCACAUGAAUCAGAGGAACGGUGUUGGCCUUCAACUAAAACAGAAAUUGCACUUUGGAGGAUGUGCGCUAACUUUUGGUGUUACCAUAGUUUUCAUGUGUUUUGAUGUGGGUUUCCAACUCUUCUGUGAUGUUUACGAAAUUUCACUGCAUUACACUACAAAGCCAACCGAUCAAGAGAUUUUCUUCUUUUUGAAAAAUGCAAAAACAGUUAUGCGGACGAUAUCCUAUGUGCUUGCUCCAUUCCAACUUCUUUCUCUCUGCACUCUGAAUCCGGACUUCCAGCAUACAAUGAUACGUCAUUUGAAUGGUACCACGCAUUUUGAAGUUUUGGUGCAAACCACACUCGGUGGCGAGAAAAGAACCAAAGUUCUGUAUGAAAAACUUCCGAAAAUAUCCAAGAUGAAGUUUGCGGCACGGUUGUAUUACAGAUGGUGCCGGUGCCACAUCGCCGUUAAACUAUUCAACAAGUUAAUUGAUUGGUGGGAAAACACAAAACGAGGAAUUAGACAAAAUAGGCGUCAUAGAAGGGAGAAUAGAAAAAUUACCAGAGAACGGAGGCUGAAAGCAAAACAGUUAGCUGAAACGACAGCGGCUGGGUCGAAAACUGAAGGCGAAACUGAAAAUCUGGUUAAGAAAGAUACCAGAAUAGAGAUGGACCAUAUUGUCAAAACUGAACGAUUCAGCGUGUCCUCGAACAAUUCUUGGGAACUCCGUGAAACUACUGUAUAA